GCCAGCAGCGUGCUGGGUUUGGUGGGCCCGUGACAAAGUUUCACCUGCUUGGGUGGCUUGUCCUGGUGGCCCAGCGGGUCAGGCUCCCUGCCCUGCUGCAGAAAUCCUGCUGGGAUCUCCCUGCCCAUGGCAAGGAGGGGUGCAACUAGACCAUCUUCAAGGUCCCCUUCCAACCCAGACCAUUCUGUGAUUCACUGCUCUGCCUCUCGAGACCAUCUCAAAAAUAAUUUCCCUGAAUCAUGUCUCGGGAGAACGAUGUUGCAGCUCCUUGCAGACGGAUGUUUGUGCUGCUCAUCCCUUCCUUAGGCUUUGUUUUCCGUGUGUACAAACACGUCGGGAUGUGUUUGGUGUGUGACUGUUCAGGAUGUGCCCCGAAGGCGUUGGAGUGGCACUGGAAUUUCAUUAGCAUGCCAUUAGUGAUGUCGUUCUCCUGAAGGGUCUCUUCUCCUGGAAGGCUCACAGCACAGGGGAUGGAAAUAUUUUCCGUGCUCUCUUUUCACCCAUCAGCUGGAAAUAUUUUCCAUGCUGUUUUCAGUGUCCUCUUUUCACCCAUCAGCUGGAAAUAUUUUCUGUGCUGGUGUCAGUGUCCUCUUUUCACCCAUCAGCUGCAGCAGCUCUAUUUCAGCUUGGGCUUGCUGCUGAAAGCAACCCAAGAGGAGAGGAGGGGGGAGAGUGGGGCUGGCAGGGGGCACACAGCAGAGCUGUGGGGGAAUGGUCUGUGUGAUGUGCACUGUGACACCUGGGGAGCCCUGAGCCCUUCACAGGGCUCAGUUUGCCACAGGAUGUGCAGCAGUGAUGUGACUCUGCCACAACCCUGGCAUCAGGCAAGGUUUUCUCCACCAUGGCCUUGAAGAAAAUGCCCCGUGCUUUGUUCAGAAAGCUGCUGUGAACCCAGCCCGAGGAGAAGCAGGGCACGGCAGACGCUGGCCUGCCCUGGAAUCAGUCUCAAGUCAGGGUCAUGCCCCUCUUUCCAGACACUUCCCAGUGCUGCUUCCAGCUUGGGAAUCCCAGCGCAGGAAGAUGUGGAGCUGCUGGGGAGAUCAGAGAGAUGGAACAGCCCUGCUGGGAGGAAAGGCUGGCAGAGUUGGGAUUGUUCACCUGGAGAGGAGAAGCUUUGGGGUGACCUCAUUGUGACCUUGCAGUACUUGCAGGGAGACAGAUGGAGAGGGACUGGUUCCAAGGGCCUGGAGUGACAGGGCAAGGGGGAAUGGCUUCAAAGUGUCAGAGAGUGGCUUCAGACUGGAUAUUGAGUUCUGGACUGCUCUCACACUGGAGCUGAAAACACCAUUUUUUGCCUCUAAGGCCUCGUGGGAGGGGCAGAAGUGACAAGUCCAGAAGUGACAAGUCCAGAAGUGACAAAUCCAAAAGUCACCUUUUGCAGCCCAGAAUUGUCCUGGAAGAGCACGUGGGAAGUCCAAGAAGGGAGCAUGGACCAGCCCAGUGGAAGGAGUUUCAUGCAAGUUCUGUGUGAGAAAUACAGCCCUGAGAACUUCCCCUACCGCCGUGGGCCUGGCAUGGGGGUGCACGUCCCAGCAACUCCACAGGGCUCACCUAUGAAAGACCGCCUGAACCUGCCCAGUGUGCUGGUGCUCAACAGCUGUGGCAUCACCUGUGCCGGGGACGAGAACGAGAUCGCCGCCUUCUGCGCCCACGUCUUUGAGCUCGACCUCUCCGACAACAAACUGGAAGACUGGCACGAGGUCAGUAAAAUUGUGUCCAACGUCCCCCACUUGGAGUUUCUAAACCUGAGUUCCAACCCUCUCAGUUUGUCCGUUUUAGAGAGAAGUUGCGCUGGGUCUUUCGCUGGCGUCCGCAAACUUGUGCUCAACAACAGCAAAGCUUCCUGGGAAACAGUGCACACCAUCCUGCAGGAAUUACCAGACUUGGAGGAACUCUUCCUGUGCCUUAACGACUACGAAACAGUGUCUUGUUCUCCAGUAUGCUGUCAGUCUCUCAAGCUACUCCACAUAACUGACAAUAAUCUUCAAGACUGGACUGAGAUUCGAAAGUUGGGAAUUAUGUUUCCAUCACUGGACACACUUAUCCUGGCUAACAACAACCUCACCACCAUUGAAGAGUCAGAAGAUUCCCUGGCAAGGCUCUUCCCCAACCUAAGAUCCAUCAACUUGCACAAGUCAGGUCUGCAUUGCUGGGAAGACAUUGACAAGUUAAAUUCUUUCCCGAAGCUCGAGGAAGUGAAAUUGCUGGGAAUUCCUCUGCUGCAGUCUUACACCACCGAGGAACGCAGGAAGCUGCUAAUAGCCAGGUUGCCAUCCAUCACCAAGCUCAACGGCAGCAUCGUGGCCGACGGCGAGCGGGAGGACUCGGAGCGCUUCUUCAUCCGCUAUUACAUGGAGUUCCCCGAGGAGGAGGUCCCCUUCAGGUAUCACGAGCUGGUCACCAAGUACGGGAAGCUGGAGCCCUUGGCUGUGGUGGAUCUGCGGCCUCAGAGCAGCGCCAAGGUGGAGGUUCACUUCCAGGACAAGGUGGAGGAGAUGUCCAUCCGCCUCGACCAGACUGUGGCAGAGCUGAAGAAGCACUUAAAAACUGUGGUGCAGCUGUCCACAAGCAACAUGCUGCUCUUCUACUUGGACCAGGAAGCUCCUUUUGGUCCCGAGGAGAUGAAAUACAGCUCGCGGGCGCUGCAUUCCUACGGCAUCCGGGAUGGGGAUAAAAUUUACGUGGAGCCCAGAAUGAAAUAGCCUUUUUGCCCACACCCACACGCCCCCACACACCCACACACAUGCAUUGAGGAGUUUUUUGCAAGGUUUUUAUUUCGGUUGGUUGGUUGAGGUUUGGUUGUGUUUCUGUAGCAGGUAAUUUCUUAGCCCGGAGGAAGUGCCCUGAUCUGAGAACCAUGCCCACCAUCCACUGCAGGUGACCUUGAGGUGACAAUUGACUUCAGGACGUGUGUUUCAGUGUGGGCAAUACCUUGAUGUUUCCUUUGAUGCUCCGGUAUACUCGUGAUUUGGCAUGAAUGGUCAGUUGUUCAAGCUAAACAAUGCCAGGGUCCAUAAGGGAGGAGACAGCUCGGUGCAGAAUUUGACCUGUUGUUUUCUUUUCCUAAAUUUUUUGGUGUUUUGCUCCACCAGAUCUCCCUUUGCCCUAGCUAUCCAACUGUGGCUCGAGCUUGCUGUAGUAUUUUCUUGCAGCUUGGUGCUGUCUCAACCUUUUGUUGUGCUCGAGUUCACAGGAAAGAUCUCCAUCAGUAUUCUGCUUGAUUCAGAGCUCAGGUACUUUAGUGCAUCCACUUCACUCCACUGGUUUGCUUUCUGUGAGUGCACAACAUGGGGGAAAGAAAAAGAACUACCCAGAAAGAAACUUUCUUUUCAAACUGCACGCUCUACAUCCACCUGAUUUUGGGGGGAAAAAAAGAGGUUUUGGCUGCUGUACCCAUCUCUCAUGGUGCCUGCAGCCUGUGGGGAUAAAGCGUGUGUUGGAAAGUGAAUUUUGGGAGGUGGUGGAUGAGCGCUGCAUUGGAAGGGCUUUUGGAACAACAGGUCAACAAGGGGUUGAAGAGCAGCUUGUCCUGUUGUCCAUCCUGAUGCUGAAGAGAUCCUCCGUGCACUUCACCUUGUACCAGUGGGCGCUGCAAGUGGAAUGGCUAAAAUUCCUCUCCUGGGAGAGAGGAAGAGUCAAGUUGAAGUUUGUGUUCGUUGCUGUUGCACCAGUUCAAACCUAGCACUUUCCCCGGGGCCCCUGGCCGGGGGUCCCUGCGUAGGGUCCGAACUCGGAGGAUGUGUUGGCUCGGAUCAGCCUCUGGAAGGGGAGGAACAAAGCAGCUGGACUCUCGUUGGGUGUUCAGAGGUUUCACUCUCUCUCUCUCUCUCUUGGCUUCCCCCACGCGCCCCUCGUAGGCAUCGCGUGCUGCUGCUUCACGUAGGCCCUGUUUUCUACUGCAGAGCAGAUUCCCCUGCCUGGUCAGUGAAAUCCUCCUUCCUGUUUCUCUCUCUUGUUUCGCUUUCCUGUGUCUUCCCCGCUCCAAGUUCAAGACUUUCCCAAUUUCCUGGUUACAAGCAGCUGCUCAGCAGUUUUUGGAGCUGUGCAGCGAGGGCUCUAGUUACACAUGAACUCCUGACCUUCAUUUUGAAAUGCUCCCUUUAUCCCCACGUGCACUUUCUUUCCCAGGAUGCUUUUUCCCACAUCACCGAGCUCCUUUGGUAUUCUUGGAGUUGUGUAUUUCUCUUCACAUUUUACCUGGAUUGUGGGGUGGGAUCAUUGGGGAGGGGGACAAAGUAUUAUUAUCUCAUAGUCUUCAGGUUUAGGAUUUGGGGAUUGUUCAGAGGGGAUUAGUUCCUUAUCCAAAGCAAGGGUUAAAACGGGAGGAUUUAAAACAAGUUACUAAUUUAUGCCUCAUCCCCCUGCCAAAAAUAGCAAUUUCUUGGCCCCGUUGAGAUGAGCAAUAGGGAAGGGAGUGAGAUUUUCCAUAGGUAGCAUAGGUUUUCCGUAGAUCUGUGGUAUCUGUAAACUAAACAGCAGGGAGAUAGUGGCAGUAUAACAUAAAAUGAUGCUUUUAUAAGCUAGAGCUUUACUGAAGAUGUAUUUUCAUUUGGGCAGUGAAAAUAAUUUGCUGUCUGAUAGCAGAACCUUUAAGCCAACACUUCUGUAUGAUAUAUACAUACCUACCAAUAGGAAAAGUUGUGGUUAAUAAGAUAUUUUGUUAUAAAGCAAAGUUUUAUGAAGAUAUGGUUGUUUAAUAUUAGAAGCCUAUUUCAGCCCUUGACCUCCAGUGUAAGUAGGUUUUCCCUGAGUGGCUGCAGAGUCCGAGGCAAGCGACCUAUGGGGAUGCAAAAGUUUCUCUGACCCAAUUCUCCAGAGCAGUAAUUGCCUCUGUGGGUGUAUUUAUGGCAUUGCACCUGCUAUUCCUGAGAUGCUGUAACUCUUGACCAACUUCCUCAGCACAAUUAAGUGUCUGGGUUUCAGAGAAGGGAAUAAACAAAGGCCAUUAAAGAGUGGAAUGGGAUGAUAAAGAACAGCCAAGUACGUGCUUUUAAGUUUGUUUGCCCACUAAAAAUUGGGCUGUCCAUGGAGGGAUCGGUGCUGUCACCAGCUCAGAACUGGCAGUAAAUCCUGCUUUCAUUUGUGACAGACCUGGUGGGAACUGGAAGAUGGAAAAAGAGAACACAGAAGGUUAACAGGUGCUGGGGAUUUGGUGCUGACACCCAAACCUGCUCCCCUAGUCCGUUCAGGGUAUGAAAUCACCACCCUGCCACUCCUCCAGGGGAAGGUUUUUCUUGAGGCAUUCACCUUGUGUGCAGAUAGUGGAGCAGUCGUGGGGUAGAAACCAAAAGUCUUGGUUGGCUUCCCAAGGAGAAGGACUCACACCCAAAAGCCAGAGAGAGUUUGUGUGUGCAGAUGAUCAGCUGUGGGAAGUGGGACCAAACAGCACACAGGGAUGUGGCAAAAUACCCCAAAUCAUGAUACCUUGUGGGGAAGGGUCUUGUGUGUGUGCCACCCAACAGGGGACCAUGUCUUGGGGAGAGAGGAGAAGGUUCUGAGUGGGAGAGGAGGUUUGGGUGCUGAUCGAGGGUGCAGAUGUGGCAGGAGGUUUGAUUUAAACCUCUGCCAUGUCAGAUGGGGCCGUGUCCAGGCAUUGCCAGCACGUGCCCUCUUCAGCUAAAGGUCCCUGGGUCUGUCACAUCCGCUGAGAAAACAAAAUAGAUGUGCAAACUUCCCUGGCUUGUGUGUCCUUCUGUCUGAGGGCACUUUUGUUGUGUUGUUCCUGCUAGUUCAUGCAUCAAAGUCUGCCACGGGCAGCCUGGGCAGAGCACCUGCUCCACGAGGACUUGGGUGACAGCUGUAUACCAAAGUGCCACACGGCUCCGUGUGCCCAGUUCGAUGCUGUGCUUUGUGUUUUUGGAGAUGUUCCUGUUCAAUAUCCGUGUUUUUGGCCAGAUGUUCCAGGCAGAUUGCUGUUAUGAAUAUGCACAGGGUGCUGGCUGUCCUCUGCUCCCGGGCUGGGAUUUGUAACCUCGAUUUUGGGAGCUGCAGGCAUGCUGGUGGCAGGUGUGACCCGUGGUGGCUUGGAGGACGUGCUGCUGGGGACAGGCUCUCCCUGUGCCCUCUCCUCCUCGGGUCUGGAAUCCGACGGAGGCGCCGCGGCGGCUCUGCCUCCUCGCUUGUCAGUGAGAUUCUGUAGGUUCUGUUUGUGUGCAAGAUUUGAGAAUGCAAACGAGGUGCUUAAAGCAGCCCAGAGGCUAAAAUAUGUAUUCCUGGCAGCUGUGCCUCCCUCGUUUGGAUGUGGCACUUUUUAGGCAGCACAGAGACGCCUUCCCCAGAGCAACGUUAGAGGGGCUCCAGCCCUCUCGGGCCUUUGCCUCUGUGAUUGCUUUUCUGCAGUUCCUGGAAACUUCAGCUAUAACUUAAACAUGAAGAUCUAUUCUUGCUCCCUGUUAAUGUUGCAUCCAUAUGUAAUUUUGAAGAAGAACUGUAAGUCCAUCUGGUUUUUUAUUCUGGUUUCUCUCCCAGGGGAUACACCUCCCGCUCCCACAAUUUGCCUUUGGUUUGCUCGCAGACUUUAGUGGUGGAAUUCAGGCCAAAAUAGGUCAUUGGUUUGGAUCAGUUCAAUAAACUUAUGUAAGUUUUUACACUAAAACCCCCAGUGUCCUGAGCUUUGCACUUCUGUGUCCCCUGAAGCAAAAAAUGUUCCCUGUUGUCACCCCAAAA
Messenger RNA from Vidua macroura (Pin-tailed whydah), 6666 nucleotides. RefSeq names its product tubulin folding cofactor E like (gene TBCEL). Lineage: Eukaryota; Metazoa; Chordata; Aves; Passeriformes; Viduidae. Gene Ontology annotation, biological process: protein folding. Gene Ontology annotation, molecular function: alpha-tubulin binding. The transcript is spliced from 10 exons. The record is from RefSeq and is a predicted model, not a curated record. Bases 1428 to 2702 code for a protein of 424 amino acids.